AUGGAUCACAAUUACCAAUUGGCAAAUCAAGAAUUUGUACAAUUUCUUCGAUCACAUAGGAGUGUCAACCCAGCAGACUUGGAGCAUGCUAUUUUGAUGCAUGGAGUUGGUAUUCGAAUUCCUCAAAUAGUGGACCUUCAAGCUUACCAAGCUGGGGGCCACAACAAGAUGGGAUACACAGAAAAGGAUCUACGAAAUGCUGUUGACCAAUUCCAUAGGAAUGCACUUGAAGUUGAUUCUCAAUCUCGUUUGGAUUACCAAUAUUUUGGUGAUGUUCUUGUCUUUGACUCCACAUACCGCACUAAUGCUUAUAGGAAGCCACUAGUAAUUUUGGCCGGUGUAAAUCAUCACUAUGUUACCACAAUUUUUGGUUGUGCAUUAAUUGCUGAUGAGACCGAGGACACAUAUAAGUGGGUAUUAGAAACAUUUUUGGAGGCCAUGGAAAAAAAGACACCUAUCUCAGUUGUCAUUGAUGGGGAUGGUGCAAUGAGAAAUGCAAUAAAGGCAGUCAUUCCUUAUGCCUGUCACCGAUUAUGUGCUUGGCAUUUAAAAAGAAAUGUUGUUGCCAAUACAAAUAAGGGGUUCGUUCUUGAUUUUGAUGUGGCUAUGGACAUGUUUUGCAGCCAUGAGGAGUUUGAGAGAAGGUGGCAUUUGCCAGUUGAAAAACACAAUUUGAAAGAUAACCAAUGGGUUGUGGAUUUAUACAACAAAAGGGAAAAAUGGGCUGCUGCAUUUUUGAGAGGACACUUUUUUGCUGGUAUGAAAUCAACCCAAAGAUCAGAGCAAUUGAAUGCUACGGCGCACAAGUAG
Molecule: messenger RNA, 810 nt
Organism: Coffea eugenioides
Lineage: Eukaryota; Viridiplantae; Streptophyta; Magnoliopsida; Gentianales; Rubiaceae
Product: protein FAR1-RELATED SEQUENCE 5-like
Exons: 2
Coding region: 1-810 (269 amino acids)
Biological process (GO): regulation of DNA-templated transcription
Source: RefSeq, a predicted model, not a curated record